Xenia sp. Carnegie-2017 is the source of this 4023-nucleotide messenger RNA. RefSeq names its product A disintegrin and metalloproteinase with thrombospondin motifs 6-like. Gene Ontology annotation, biological process: proteolysis; extracellular matrix organization. The record is from RefSeq and is a predicted model, not a curated record. Gene Ontology annotation, cellular component: extracellular matrix. Gene Ontology annotation, molecular function: metalloendopeptidase activity. NCBI's taxonomy places the organism in Eukaryota, Metazoa, Cnidaria, Anthozoa, Malacalcyonacea, Xeniidae.
GCUUAAAUUACUGUUAACUUGUCCUUUCAUGAGUAUUGUCGUGAGGUCGUGAGGUGGCUUAAAACGUGGAUUACAUCAUAUUUAUCGUGUAAAAGUAUAACAUACAAACCGUCUCACUUGUUGGAUAAGAAAUUUAACGUAGAAGUAAAAAAAACCUGCGAAUGAUGGGGCUUAUCUCGAACUGUCGUCAGCUUUAUGCGACUUUGGCAGCAGUAUUUUUUAUCACAUUUCCUUUGUUAGAGGUGAAAUGUGCUAGCAUUGAGAAAAAAUAUCCCGCGGCUAAAGUUGAUAAGGAAACCAUCUUUAUAACCAUAUGGGAUUUCAAUCACUUGAGUCAAUCAGGUCAGCUCCAACUUCGUGCGUUUGGCGAAGAUCUGAGUCUAAUAUUAAGAAGAACCAACCAUCUUACAACACCGCUCGCCCAAAUUGUACGCCGUCACGAUGGAGAGACGGUGUCUCAAAAGAAGCUUGGACUUUAUUAUUCAGGCUAUAUUUCACAAAAAUCGGGAUCAAGUGUUACAUUGAAUGUUGCAAAUGGGACUUUGUCUGGUAUCCUAUUCGUCCCCGGUUUCAUUAUGAAUAUUCAUCCUUUGAAUGAUGGCAAUCUUCAUGUUAUUACUCGUGAAAAACACGAGAAUGCUACUCUUGGAACUGAAUCACCCUUCUUCACUAGCUUUCUUCGCUCGAAACGUACUAAACGGUUUGCAUCAAGUACACGAUAUGUUGAGUUGAUGAUUGUCGCUGACCGGUAUACAACGGAAGCUUUUGGUAAUUUAACGGAAAAUUAUCUUAUGUCAGUUGCAUAUCUUCUAAACGCUGUAAUGCAAGACAGUUCUAUUGGAACGACGAAAUUUAUCUACAAGGUUGUAAAAAUCAUGGUUAUAUCGGGAUAUGAGAAAGGUUUGGACUUAACGGAGAACAAUGUUGAAAGCUCAGCUUCCUACCUCAAUCUAUUUGCCACGUUUACAAAGAACUUUAAUCCCAAAAGUGACGAUGAUCCACUACAUUUUGAUCAAGCUAUAUUGAUUACAAAGAAAGUUUGCGGGCUCGCUACCUCUUGCCAAGAUAACGGACGCGGUUAUUUGGGUACUAUGUGUCAUCCAACACACUCUGUUGUUACUUCAAUUGCCGCUGGCUUCAGUGCCGGUCUUUCUGCUGCACAUGAAAGUGGACACACUUUGGGUGUAUAUCACGACUCGGGUGUUUGUGCUACUGGUGGUUAUAUAAUGAAUGAGGUUCUAUCUUCGGGAAGUAAUGCUUUUCGGUGGUCACCAUGCAGUAGAAAAACUCUUGAAGCCUCGUUCAGUGAUAGAAAUAAAUUUUCAUGUUUGAACGACAAGCCUGCUGGCAUCGAUUUGAAGGAGGAAGUCAGUGUUCUUAAUCUAGGAAGGAAUUACUCUGGAGAUGAACAGUGUCGCUUGAUGUAUGAUAGAAGCUUUUCACAUUGCUACGCACUAAGGAGCAACUGUAAAACUCUUCUUUGUCAGCAACCUGGUAAAAGUUUCUGUAUACAUCGUUUAUCUCCACCUUUAGAAGGGACUGAGUGUGGAACAUACAAGUGGUGUAGAAAUGGUGAAUGUGUUGAUCGGCCAAUUCCUGCUCCCAUAGACGGUCAAUGGGGCUCCUGGUCAGAGACUUUUUCUAACUGCACAACAUCUUGUGGAAUGGGAGUGCGCUACAGGACCCGAGCAUGUGAUUCACCAAAACCGCAAUAUUUUGGUAAGAAUUGUGUUGGUGAUAGUAAGGGACAUUAUGAGACGUGUAAUACUCAAGAUUGCCCUGGAACUCCUAGUUUUCGUCGGAAACAAUGUCAAGAUCAUAAUCCAUCCUUCGUUGAUUAUUUUGAUGAAAGACGUGAAAGAUGUCUGUGUCAUGGGAAAUGUAAGAAAGUCGGCUGCGAUCGGACGUUUGAUCGUAAAUUUUACGACCGUUGUCGAGUAUGUUCUGGAAAUGGGUCAACGUGUCACUUAAUUAAAUCAUCUUACAAAAAACGGUUUUAUGGAGGUGCUGGGGCUUCCGACGUUAUGUUCAUUUUACCUGCAGGCUCAGUUAAUGUUCGUAUCCACGAGCCCAAACCAACCUACAACAAUAUAGGUUUGAAAGAUCAAAAGGAUAAUUGGAUUAUUGAUUCCAACACUAGGACAAGUACUCUCUACUUUGCUGGAUCUCGUAUUAUGUUUGAACGACCCGGUUCUCUCUCAGCUGAGAAAAUUGAUAUAAUUGGGCCGACCACUGAACCCCUCAAAGUCAUGUUCAUUUACUGGUACGAAUUAAACGAAGGUAUUCCUUAUGAAUAUUACCAACCGUUGACCACAACAGAUUCAAUACAUCGGGAGCGUGCUGUUUCGUUUGUCUGGAAUCAUACUCUAAGCAAAUGCAGCGAAAAAUGUGCUGGAGGUGUGAAGACAAAGAUAACGACGUGUCAUCGAAGUGAUGAUUACAGCGAAGUUGGAUUAAAAUAUUGCGAUCCAGCAACAGAACCAAAUGGUACCAUCGUAUGCAACACACAACCAUGUCAACCUAGUUGGCAGUACGAUAUGUGGAGUGUAUGUAAUGUAUCAUGUGGUCCAGGUGGUGUACGCUCUAGAAAAGUUGAGUGUCGUCAAAAUGUUAGUAGUCAAGUUUCUCGUGUAGUGGCUGACAAUUUAUGUACUGGGAACAAGCCUGCUUCUUCUGAGGCUUGUAAUCUCAAAGACUGCCUACCGGAAUGGGUUCCUUCUAAUUGGUCUGCGUGUUCCAAUGAAAAAUGUGAAGGAAUUCAAUCAAGAUUGCUAACUUGCAAACAAGUGUUUAAAACUGGACUAAUCUCAGUUCGUGAUGACGCAGAUUGUCCUAGGGUUAAGCCUAUAACUGAGAUUAUUUGUAAUUCUGGAGUAUCGUGUUUUGAAUGGAAGUUCGUAUAUCCUAAUUGCACAGAAUGUCGAGGGCAUUACACUGGUGGCUUACGUAAUUCAAAAACUACUCAAUACAAAUCAGUAGGCUGUUAUCGAAUAAAGUCAAAACCAUUUGGACCGAUGUUGUCUAAACUUGUGUUAAACACGCGCGACAAAGUGAAGACUGUUGCUGAGUGCGCUCGUCUUGCGUGGAAUCGUGCAAGGCGCGUGUUUGCUUUGGGGGGAAAUGGUGAAUGCUACGGUUCAAUGGACGGUCAUCGAGUGUACCAUAAAGAUGGUGCAAGCUCUGAUUGUGUCGACAAUUUGAUUGGUGGACCUAAUUCGGCUUAUGUAUUUGCUUUGACUGGAAAGGUCUUGCUGUCCACGCCAAUGUGUAAAAACAUUGAAAAUAACACAAAUGCUGAUAUCUCAAACUGUCAAAGUGAUAAACCACCUCCGGAAAUGAAAGUUUGCUGUGAAGAUACUUGCAAAGAUCAGUGUUUUCGCACAGUUAAUGGGUCCUAUUGUUCUAUACCAUUUGUAUAUCGCGGUAAAAAGUAUUACGAAUGCAUACUGAAUGAAAAUGGUCUUAAGUGGUGCGCGACAACUUCUAAUUAUGAUGUGGAUGGUAUUGGAGAAAAUUGUGAAGAACCAUGUCGCUCACGAACGGCUAAUGGCAAAUGCUGCUCCUUUCCUUUCAUCUAUCAAGGACAACUGUAUAACUCCUGUAUAACUACUGCUGGUUCUACGCGUGCGUGGUGUGCUCUUACCUCGAAUUAUGAUCGCGACCGUUUAAGGGGAAAUUGUACGUAAUGUAAAUGAUUGGAUGGGACAUAAAAUUAUGUAUCAAGCACUUUAUUAGGAUUUGUUGGUUUUAUUGGCCAUAUAUCAAUUCUUAAAUUGCCUUAAAUUAAUCGGAAUUAUGAAAAUAUUUGAGUGCCAUGGCAUGAAUCACUGCCGCACUGCGAAUCAUUAAAUUUAACUAUGUAAUUUAUAAACAUUUAAUUAUGUAAUUUAUAAAUAUUUAAGUUGCAUAUCUCGAAGGAAAAUUUUUCAUAAGAUUGUGUUAGUUGUUUAUAUCAUUUUACAAUUUUUAAAGUGUUAGUGAAAAUCGUAAAAUAGAAAAUUAUGAUAAAGUGACAGUUCUUAA